AUGGCGACCGCAGCUCAGCGACAAGAGCUUGACAGAGCUGAAUAUGUCGACUCUCACCAUGGCUCAUCACGACUACACGAUUCCACACAGGCUACGACUGACACAACAGCUGUGUCGACUGAUCCAGCCACAAGUGCUGCAGCCGGCUUCAACGAGGACGUAACUGCACAAGCACCAAAUCACCAAGCACAUGCAUCAAUUAGCUCAUCGACAUCCUCGAAGGAAGAUUCCCUAUCCCCAGAAAGGUCACCAACAAGUCCAACUUCAGAUGAUGCGCCAGGCGAGAAGUCAAAGAGACCUGAACUGGCCAGGCAGACGUCGAGGGCGGAAGGGUUCUCCAAGUUCAGAAUAGGCAUGAUCAUGUUCUCCUUAUGCAUGGCCCUCUUCUUAAGUGCUCUGGAUGUCACAAUCAUUACCACGGCGUUGCCUACGAUAGCACAGGAUUUCCGAGCCUCGAGCGCUGGGUAUACAUGGGUCGGUUCCGCUUACCUCCUCGCCAAUGCAAGCGCGACGCCUCUCUGGGGGAAGUUCAGCGAUAUUUGGGGAAGGAAACCGAUGUUAAUCCUUGCCAAUGUCAUCUUCAUGGUCGGUUCGUUGGUCGCUGCUCUGUCGAAAAGUAUUGGAAUGCUCAUUGUGGCUCGAGUCGUACAAGGUCUUGCGUCUGGAGGUCUGAUAAUCUUGGUGAACAUUAUAAUAUCAGAUCUGUUUUCGAUGAGGGAGAGGCCAAAGUGGUAUGCCUUCGUCGGUUUGACCUGGGCUGUGGCUUCUGGUGUCGGGCCCAUCGUUGGAGGUGCAUUGACUGAAGCAGUGAGCUGGAGAUGGUGCUUCUGGAUCAACCUACCACUGGACGGCAUCAGCUUGUUGUUACUUGUCUUCUACCUAAAGCUUGAGACUCCCAAGACCAAAUUCCUGGACGGCAUCAAGGCGGUAGACUGGAUUGGUGGUCUCCUGAUCGUCGGAGGUGUCAUCAGCUUCUUAUACGGCCUUGAGAGUGCCGGCGUAGCUCAACCUUGGGCUAGUGCUUUUGUGCUGUGCCUCAUCAUCUUUGGUGUGGUCAUGAUCGGGCUUUUCUUCGUUGCGGAGUGGAAGCUUGCGAAAUAUCCCAUUAUGCCACUAAGAUUAUUUAGAGACACCUCAAACAUGGCAGCAUAUGGCGUAUGCUACCUCUUCGGAUUCAUAUUUAUCGCACAGUCAUAUUAUUUGCCACUUUACUUCCAGACCGUCAUGGGGUUGUCACCAAUUGUCUCAGGAGCGGCACUAUUCGCACUGGUGAUCCCCUUGUCAAUCACGUCGAUUGCAACUGGCAUUACUAUCAAGAAGACAGGUCGGUAUCAGGAGAUCAUCUGGGUAUCGGGUGUUGUUCUUUGCAUUGGUUCGGGUCUGUUGAUAGAUCUGCCUGCGCACAGAAGCUGGGUCAAGAGUCAUCUUAAAGGAUACGAUGCAGCUGUGGGCACCGCGACAUAUGGAUUCGUUCGAAACAUCGCAACCAGUAUGUCGGUUGUGCUUGGUGGAGUAGUGUUUCAGAACGAAUUGACGAAGCGGCAGCCACAAAUCGAACGAUCGUUAGGGCCGGAGCUUGCUGGUCAAUUUGCUGGAUCGAGCUUCGGGUCAACAAUCGACGAACUGCAGAGAUUGUCGCCCGAGCAGCGACAAGUCUUGAACCAAGCUUAUGCAGACUCAUUGAGUACGAUGUGGAUAUUCUAUGUCGCUUUUGCUGCACUGCUUAUCGUUGUAAGCUUGUUCAUUACAAAGGUGGAGUUGAGUCGUGAGCAUGAGAAGACAAAGACAGGGGUGGAAGAGCAAGAGAGGAUCAGGCAAGAACAGAUGGAGUUGAAGAGGCAGCGACAGGCGAGUAAGGCAGGAGAGAAAGAUGUUGAGGCAAGUAGCAGAUAG
Molecule: messenger RNA, 1893 nt
Organism: Lithohypha guttulata
Lineage: Eukaryota; Fungi; Ascomycota; Eurotiomycetes; Chaetothyriales; Trichomeriaceae
Exons: 2
Coding region: 1-1893 (630 amino acids)
Biological process (GO): transmembrane transport
Cellular component (GO): plasma membrane
Molecular function (GO): transmembrane transporter activity
Source: RefSeq, a predicted model, not a curated record